UAAUCCAAAAAUUCCUGUUCUGUGAAUUACUAAAGAAAUAAAAUGUGAAUAAAGAACUUAAUAAAAUAAGAGGUACAAUACCCAUUCCGAAGUGCACAUUCAGUGUUCCUCUUCCCCUUUUCCAUCCUAAAAUAUUCAGGGCCAAAGACAUUAGGUGUACAGAACAAAGGAACAUCUACACCUGGUUGUCCACAGCCAAGUGUCAGUGACCUACCAGAGGAAAAGAUGCUAGAACCACAGGAGAAUGGCAUGAUUGACCUACCAGAUUAUGAGCAUGUAGAAGAUGAAACUUUUCCUCCUUUCCCACCUCCAGCCUCUCCAGAGAGACAAGACGGUGAAGGAAUUGAGCCUGAUGAAGAGUCAGGAAGUGGAGCACUUGUUCCUGUACCUCCAAAGAGAACAGUUAAAAGAAAUAUACCCAAGCUGGAUGCUCAGAGAUUAAUUUCAGAGAGAGGACUUCCAGCCUUAAGGCAUGUAUUUGAUAAGGCAAAAUUCAAAGGUAAAGGUCAUGAGGCUGAAGACUUGAAGAUGCUAAUCAGACACAUGGAGCACUGGGCACAUAGGCUAUUCCCUAAACUGCAGUUUGAGGAUUUUAUUGACAGAGUUGAAUACCUGGGAAGUAAAAAGGAGGUUCAGACCUGUUUGAAACGAAUUCGACUUGAUCUCCCUAUUUUACAUGAAGAUUUUGUUAGCAAUAAUGAUGAAGUUGUGGAAAAUAAUGAACAUGAUGUAACUGCUACUGAAUUAGAUCCCUUUCUGACAAACUCAUCUGAAAGUGAGAUAUUUGCUUCUGAGUCAAGUAGAAGCCUAACAGAAGAGCAACAACAAAGAAUUGAGAGAAAUAAACAACUGGCCUUGGAAAGAAGGCAGGCAAAGCUGCUGAGUAAUAGUCAGUCCCUAGAAAAUGAUAUGUUAAUGAAUACAGCCAGGGCACACAUGGUUGAAGAGGUUAAUACUGAUGAAGAUCAAAAGGAUGAGUCAAAUGGAUUAAACGAAGACAUUCUAGACAAUCCAUGUAAUGAUGCUAUUGCUAAUAAUUUAAGUGAAGAAGAGGAAUUAAAAUUAGAGGAAACACUGGUGGACCAGUCUUUUAAAAAUGUGCAACAGCAACUUGAUGCUACAUCCAGAAAUAUUACUGAAGCUAGAUAAGUUUCCAUUAAGAGAAAAUGUAUCUGUUAAGUCAUCAUCCUGCAAGCUUGGCGUUACUAUGUAUUUUUUCUUCUUGGAGUGAAAAUCCUUAGGUAGUAAAACUUUUACAGAUUAUUGUUUAAAAUCUGGUAAUCUGGUAUUUAUUUAUAAUUAUGCUUGUCACUUUAGUUAAAUCUAUUUGUUCUCUUUAGUGUUGGGUUUUAUAUAGAUGUUUCUUCAUAAAAUGAUUAGUAGGUAAUAAGGAGUUUCUGCUGCUGGUCUGUCAUUGAAUGCCUUGUUUUCACUAAGUUUGGAGGUUUUGUUUCUGUUGUUUACUGCUCCUUGCAAAACAGGGUUAACCCAUGGACAGUGUGCCCAGAAUAGUCUGGGUGAAGUUUAUUUGUUUGUUUGUUUGUUUUGAGACAGUCUCGCUCUGUCAGCCAGGCUGGAGUGCAGUGGCACAAUCUCGGCUCACUGCAGCCUCCACCUCCUGGGCUCAAGCAAUUCUGCCUCAGCCUCCUGAGUAGCUGGGAUUACAGGCAUGUGCCACCAUGCCCGGUUAAUUUUUGUAUUUUCAGUAGAGACAGGGUUUCACCAUGUUGGCCAGGCUGGUCUUGAACUCCUAACCUCAGGUAAUCCGGCCCCCUUGGCCUCCCAAAGUGCUGGGAUUAUAGGCGUGAGCCACCGCGCCCAGCCUGGGUGAAGUUUUAAGAUGUACAUAUAUUCAAUAUUAAUGUCAGUUUUUUAAAGGAAGUAAAAAUUUUCUUAAAAACUA
This is a messenger RNA of Macaca mulatta (Rhesus monkey), 1903 nucleotides long. Lineage: Eukaryota; Metazoa; Chordata; Mammalia; Primates; Cercopithecidae. The record is from RefSeq and is a predicted model, not a curated record.